Heterobasidion irregulare TC 32-1 is the source of this 747-nucleotide messenger RNA. RefSeq lists its product as uncharacterized. NCBI's taxonomy places the organism in Eukaryota, Fungi, Basidiomycota, Agaricomycetes, Russulales, Bondarzewiaceae. The annotation marks the transcript as partial. Gene Ontology annotation, biological process: adenylate cyclase-activating G protein-coupled receptor signaling pathway. The transcript has 5 exons. Gene Ontology annotation, cellular component: plasma membrane. The record is from RefSeq and is a predicted model, not a curated record. Gene Ontology annotation, molecular function: G protein-coupled receptor activity.
GAUUUCCACCAGAUGUCUCUAUUUUGCUCGGAUCUACUGCAAGCCAUAGGAUACGUGCUCAAUAUCAAGUGGGUGCACCAAGGGAAGGUAGAGACGGGAGGAUUCUGCACAGCACAAGGCAUUGUUCAACAGUUAGGCGAGACAGGGGUCGCAAUGAUCACAUUGGCUAUCGCACUGCACACGUUCAUUGGAGUCAUGUGGAGAAAGGGCAUCCAUUCUCGCUAUGUCGCCUUUUUUGUCACUGGGCUCAUUUGGAUCUUCACAAUCCUAUUCGUUUCCAUUGGUGCCGGCAUACACAAAAAUGAUAACUAUGAGGCUCCCACCCCCUUCUGGUGCUGGAUAGGUGGGAAGUAUACAAGUGAGCGACUCUGGGGCGAGUACUUCUGGAUCUGGCUCGCUCUGUUCACCUCCUUCCUCGUCUACAUCCCGCUGUAUUACUGGAGCAAAGGAAACCUCUCUGUCGACCCCGAGACCUGGUGGCGGUUCCGCGUUCACCCGCGCAAUGCCGAGGGCGUAGAAGCGGGCGAGUCGAAGCGGGCGAUGCUGAUGCUAGCGUAUCCGCUUGUAUACUCCGUACUCGUUCUCCCGCUCUCCGUCGUCCGCUGGAUCAACUUCGGUCUGGAAAAGCACGGGAACGACGUGCCCUCCGUCUGGUCCUUCCUCGUCAUCACCGUCUUCAGCCUCUCGGGCGCGAUGAACGUCGGCCUCGUCCUCCUCACGCGUCCACAGCUGCUCCUUUUCGGCCAG